AAUGGGCAAACCAGGUUUUAGUCCACGCGGUGGUGGCGGCGGCGGUGGAGGCGGAGGCGGUGGCUUCCGUGGUCGUGGUGGUGGUGGCGGCGGCGGCGGUGGAUUUGGAGGUCGCGGCGGUGGUGGUGGUCGCGGUGGUGGCGGCGGCGGAUUUGGUGGUCGUGGUGGCGGCGGUGGCCGUGGAGGUGGCGGAGGAGGACGUGGUUUUGGAGGACGCGGCGGUGGAGGUCGCGGUGGUGGUGGUGGACGCGGCGGUGGUGGUCGCGGUGGCGGUGGACGCGGCGGCGGAGCUGGAGGUUUCAAGGGCGGCAAGACCGUGACCAUUGAGCCACAUCGUCAUGAAGGAGUGUUUAUUGCCCGUGGCAAGGAGGAUGCUUUGGUGACCAGAAAUUUUGUGCCCGGCUCUGAGGUCUAUGGCGAGAAACGCAUCUCUGUCGAGACCAAUGGCGAAAAGAUUGAGUACCGUGUGUGGAAUCCCUUCCGUUCCAAGCUUGCUGCUGCCAUUUUGGGAGGCGUUGAGAAAAUACACAUGCCACCUGGCUCAAAGGUGCUCUAUCUGGGCGGAGCCUCUGGCACGACCGUUUCCCAUGUCUCUGAUGUUGUUGGACCCGAAGGUCUUGUCUAUGCCGUUGAAUUCUCCCAUCGUUCUGGUCGAGAUUUGAUUAAUGUGGCCAAGAAGCGGACAAAUAUUAUACCCAUCAUUGAGGAUGCACGUCAUCCACACAAAUAUCGCAUGUUAGUGGGCAUGGUUGACACAAUAUUCGCCGAUGUGGCCCAACCCGAUCAGGGACGUAUUGUGGCCCUAAAUGCUCAGCAUUUCCUUAAGAAUGGUGGCCACUUUGUCAUCUCCAUUAAGGCAUCCUGCAUUGAUUCCACAGCCCAACCCGAAGCGGUAUUCGCCGCCGAAGUCAAAAAGAUGCAGGCCGACAAACUGAAACCCCAAGAACAAUUGACACUGGAACCCUACGAGCGUGAUCAUGCGGUUGUUGUUGGCGUCUACAGGCCACCACCCAAGUAGAGAGGGAUGAUGGAUCAGUCGCUCCUUGAAAUUUGGGAACAGAUGAUGCAGUUGGCUAGGUGUUAAGGCUCUAUUACUACUACUACUACCUAAUACAGACUUUUGUAUUAAGUUUCACUUUUAUUAUUAAAUCAAAAACCAUAGUUUUAAAGUUAAAUGAUA
This is a messenger RNA of Drosophila willistoni, 1180 nucleotides long. It is a transcript of the gene Fib, whose product is annotated as rRNA 2'-O-methyltransferase fibrillarin. Gene Ontology annotation, biological process: box C/D sno(s)RNA 3'-end processing; rRNA methylation. Gene Ontology annotation, molecular function: histone H2AQ104 methyltransferase activity; rRNA methyltransferase activity; RNA binding. Bases 2 to 1018 code for a protein of 338 amino acids. The record is from RefSeq and is a predicted model, not a curated record. Gene Ontology annotation, cellular component: nucleolus; Cajal body; small-subunit processome. NCBI's taxonomy places the organism in Eukaryota, Metazoa, Arthropoda, Insecta, Diptera, Drosophilidae. The transcript has 4 exons.